This is a messenger RNA of Rhagoletis pomonella (apple maggot), 1395 nucleotides long. RefSeq lists its product as uncharacterized. The coding region runs from base 1 to 1395 and encodes 464 amino acids. Gene Ontology annotation, biological process: DNA integration. The record is from RefSeq and is a predicted model, not a curated record. NCBI's taxonomy places the organism in Eukaryota, Metazoa, Arthropoda, Insecta, Diptera, Tephritidae. Gene Ontology annotation, molecular function: nucleic acid binding. The transcript has a single exon.
AUGACUACAUCCUGGGUUAUACUGUUCGUCAAAACUUGUCGCCGAAUCCAAAUUAAGACUCCCUACGGUCUAAGUGCUGGCGAUCUCGAAGCGGCGAAAAUGCUCCUAUGCCGACUGGUUCAGGGCGAAUCCUUCCCCGAAGAAAUUCAGCACAUACGCGAUGGACAAGACAUAACGCGGCACAGCUCGUUGCUGCAAUUGCUGCCAUACCUAGACGAGGAUGGCGUACUGCGUGCUCGCGGCCGCAUUGAUGCCGCCAGCUGGCUUCCGAUCUGCACGAGGCGCCCCAUAAUACUGCCACCCACUCACGCGUAUACGAAGUUAGUCACAACACAUCAUCACGUUCUCAUGGGCCAUCAAAAUUCUGAAGCUACUAUAUGCGCCAUCCGCCGCGUUUACUGGGUACCUCGGCUAAGGACGCUCCUACGCAACGUCAUCGCCAGCUGUAAUGUGUGCCGCCUCCGUAAGGCGACACCGGUUCCGGCACUAAUGGGGCCGCUUCCCAUCGAUAGACUCACGCCUCACGUAAGCGCAUUUACAUACACUGGCAUGGACUAUUUUGGACCCCUCAAUGUAACAGUAUGGCGCAGCACCGAAAAGCGGUGGGUGACACUUUUCACCUGUCUUACCACACGAUCAGUGCACUUGGAAAUGGCACACGACUUGAGCACUGGCUCCUGCAUCAUCGUCCUUCGCAACUUUGUUAACCGCAGAGGAGUGCCUGUGAGGUUGAGAUCCGAUAACGGGAAAAACUUCGUUGGCGCCAAUAAUGAAGCCAAAAGAUUUACUGAAGUUUUCGACUGCGAGCGUGUGCAGGGUGAAUUGUCGCAACGAGGCAUCGAUUGGGUAUUUAACUCACCGUUUAACCCAGCUGAAGGAGGCGCCUGGGAAAGGAUGGUGCAGUGCGUUAAGCGAGUGUUGCGUCAAACGCUCAAAGAAGUCGUCCCACGUGUGCACACACUCAAUUGCUUCCUGCUCGAGGCGGAAAACGUCGUCAACUCCCGGCCUCUCACGCACCUGCCCAUCUCUCCCAACCAAGAGCAGCCGUUAACGCCGAACGAUUUCCUGCUGGGGUCAGCCAAUGCUGCGCAUACGCCCAGUGUGACCGAAAUACCAUUCAAACCCCCUGCUAUACGUCAGCAGUGGCGUAUCGCUCGUCAACUCAGAGACCAUUUCUGGAAGAGAUGGGUGCUGGAGUAUCUCCCGACCCUAACACGUCGUGAGAAGUGGUGUCAACCAACAAAACCGUUGAAGGAAGGGGACUUAGUAUUCCUGUGUGACCCUAACGUUCCAAGAAGGCAGUGGUGUCGAGGCGUGGUGGAGCAGUUGUAUCCUGUGGUGUCAACCAACAAAACCGUUGAAGGAAGGGGACUUAGUAUUCCUGUGCGACCCUAA